This is a messenger RNA of Lampris incognitus (smalleye Pacific opah), 7349 nucleotides long. RefSeq names its product solute carrier family 1 member 5 (gene slc1a5). The transcript is spliced from 8 exons. Gene Ontology annotation, cellular component: plasma membrane. The coding region runs from base 330 to 1919 and encodes 529 amino acids. The record is from RefSeq and is a predicted model, not a curated record. Gene Ontology annotation, biological process: L-aspartate import across plasma membrane. NCBI's taxonomy places the organism in Eukaryota, Metazoa, Chordata, Actinopteri, Lampriformes, Lampridae. Gene Ontology annotation, molecular function: neutral L-amino acid transmembrane transporter activity; L-aspartate transmembrane transporter activity; symporter activity.
UUUAAUUUAUUAUUUGUGUGUGUGUGAUUUACUUGACACAAAAGUAUAUAAUCCAUAUAAUCUGACUUUAGAGUUCGUCCAUGACGCAAUGAUGGAAAUUUGCAUGGAGGCCUUUCCAUUUGUUAACGGUGCGGUGGGCGUUGCCUGGUGGAGCGGGUUUUGAUAGAGGCGACUGGACACUAUCAUUUCAGACACGCGCACUGUACUACGUGUUCAACACUUAUCUGAACAGGUAAACUACAGCAAACGGGGUUGUUUUGGGUUUUUUUUUACCCCCCCCAAAGGAAACUAACACAUUUACUUUUGCGAGCUUGCUCCCAGUGCGCGCAAUGGCUGAAAAAAUCGACAUGGAAGAGGGGACGGUAUCCAACGGUGAAGCGCAUUUUGGACCGGUGGCCGACGGGCACAAAAACAGCAGCGAGUCGCCGAGCCGGCGAAUAAAGAGGAUAGUCAUGGCCAACCUACUGGUGAUCCUCACCGUGGCCGGGGUAAUCGUCGGGGUUUUUAUCGGACUCGGGGUGCGCAACGUGGAUCUCAGCAAGGCCCAGAUCAUCUAUAUCGGUUUCCCUGGAGAGAUACUUAUCCGACUGCUGAAGAUGAUAAUCAUCCCCCUGGUCGUGUGCAGUCUGGUCUCCGGCGCGGCCAGCAUCGACCCCAAGGCGCUCGGUAAACUGGGAGGCUGGGCCAUGCUAUUCUUCUUGGUCACUACUUUGAUAGCCUCGGCCAUCGGAGUGGUGAUGGCUUUCAUCAUCAGCCCGGGCUCGGUAACCGGCUCCAAACCCAAAGUGACAAACUUUGACGAUGUAGUCCCUCAGGCGAAAGACGUAAUCGACUCCUUCUUGGAUCUGAUCAGAAACAUUUUCCCCUCCAACCUUGUGUCUGCUGCCUUCCAGUCGUACGCCACCAGCUACAAGUUAGUUACCAGAAAUAAAACCGAUGUAGAGCUCGUCCCUGAGAAGGUGCCUAUUGGUACAGACCAGGAUGGCAUGAAUAUUCUAGGUCUGGUGGUGUUUGCCAUUGUGUUUGGUGUGGCUUUGAGGAAGCUGGGAGAGGAAGGAGAGAUACUCAUAAAGUUCUUCAACUCUUUCAAUGAAGCCACCAUGGUCCUGGUCUCCUGGAUUAUGUGGUAUGCCCCUCUGGGUAUCAUGUUCCUGGUGGCUGGUAAGAUUGUUGAGAUGGAGGACGUUGGUACACUGUUUGCCAGCCUGGGGAAAUACAUUGCCUGCUGUAUCAUUGGCCAUGCCAUCCAUGGCCUCAUAGUGUUGCCGGGCAUCUACUUUAUCUUCACCAGGAAGAACCCUUUUAAUUUCCUGUGGGGCAUAUUCACCGCUCUUGCAACCGCUUUUGGAACCUGCUCCAGCUCUGCUACAUUGCCCCUGAUGAUGAAGUGCGUGGAGGAGAACAAUGGCGUGUCAAAGCACAUCAGCCGGUUCAUCCUGCCUAUUGGCGCUACGGUCAACAUGGAUGGAGCUGCGCUAUUCCAGUGUGUGGCCGCCGUCUUUAUUGCUCAGCUCAAUGACAUUUCUCUCAACUUCAUCCAGGUUUUCACCAUCCUAAUAACAGCCACAGCAUCCAGUGUGGGAGCAGCAGGUAUUCCUGCAGGUGGUGUGCUGACCUUGGCUAUCAUCCUGGAGGCUGUAGGACUGCCCACCAAUGACAUAUCUCUCAUCCUGGCUGUAGACUGGCUUGUAGACCGUACCUGCACAGUGCUGAAUGUUGAAGGCGAUGCCUUUGGGGCUGGGCUCCUGCAGUUCUUCGUGGACCGCACAUCCAAACCCCAGGCAGAGCUGAGCGAGGUCAAGCUAGAAGAGGAUCCCACGGCAGCCGAACCUGAACACUCGCCACUGAUCGGGAAAAAAGGAGUGAGCAAUGACGGCCUGGCCUCAGCACGGUCUCAUGAAAAUGAGUCUAUCAUGUAAACUAGGUGCUGACAUUAUCCUUCAAUCAAUGGUACGACAACACGCCCACAGCACACACGUUUUUGACCCCGCCAAUUUCAGGCCUCAAGCUGCUUUCCACCGUUGCUCCCUGAAGAGAAUAGAAUGGUGCAGAGAGACUGCAUUCAAAGAAGAUUUCGCUCUCCUCAUCAAGUCAUUCUUCUUGGAGGGUAGAAAUAAAGGAAGGGGGUCCGUGGUGGUGUAGCGGUCUAAGCAUCAGCUUUGUGUCGAUGCAGUUGCCCACUGGGGACUGGGGUUCGCGCCCCGGUCUCGUCAGAUCCGACUAUGGCCGGACUCGACGAAGCAGCAAUAAUUGGCAACGCUGUCUUCGGGAGGGGGGCGGAGUCGGCUUGUGUUCGUCACAUGAAUGCGUCUCUGGGUGUGUCGGAAAAAGCAGUGGUUCAGCCUGGAUUCGCCUUGUCACAAAAGUGGCGAGGCGUCUCCUUCGAAACUGCCGGCCGGAGAGAUGCAGUUGGCGAAUGCAUGCAGUACGAGGGUGGGUAUUUGAACUAAAAUAAGGAAUGAUUGGCCACUAAAUUGGGAGAAAAAGGGAAAAAUCAGAAAUAAAUAAAUAAAAGGAAGGUGGGAAAAAUUGGCUGUGAAUGGAGGCUUUUAAAUUUUUUAUUUUUUUAAGGGACACUACUUUUGUUUGUUUAAUAUCUCUUUGGAAAAAGCAGUGGUUCGGCCUGGAUUCGCCUUGUUACGAAAGUGGCGAGGCAUCUCCUUCGAGACUGCUGGCUGGAGAGAUGCAGUUGGCGAAUGCAUGCGGUACGAGGGUAGGUGUUUGAACUAAAAUAGGGAUCGAUUGGCCACUAAAUUGGGAGAAAAUUAGAAAUUAAUUUAAAAAUAAAUAAAUAAAAUAAAAGGAAGGUGGGAAAAACUGGCUGUGAAUGGAGGCUUUUCAAUUUUUUAUUUUUUUUUCCUAAGGGACACUACUUUUGUUUGUUUAAUAUCUCUUUCAGGAAUCAUUGCCUUUCAACUUUGUUUCACUGUUUUGAUUGUGUCAGCAUCUUUAUUUUCUAGUCCAGCGUUUCCCAACCCAGUCCUCAAGGAACCCCUAUCCUGCAGAUUUUCAUUGUAACCCUGCAUAGGUAUCCCUGCUUGUACUUACUCAACCAAUCAUCUCACAGCGCUUAAUUAUGCAAGGUGAGCAACCUCUGACAUAAUUCAUUGCUCUGAUUGGUUGAAUAACUACAAACAGGUACCUAUUCAGGGUUGCAAGAAAAAUCUGUAGGAUAGGUGUUCCUUGAGGACUGGAUUGGGAAACACUGUUCUAGUCUUCAUUGUUUUUCAGAAGUACAGCCUCUUUGAAAGUUUGUGUCCAUCUGUUAAUCUGUAAUGUGUCUACAAUCACCCCAUGCCAAUGGUACCCCUGUGAAGUACAGGAACUCUCUAGUGGUGGUGGAUGGUAUUAGAACGGUCACUUGAUUAUAUUUAUACUGUUAAAUAUAGCAAAUGGAGUUUAAUAUCAAGUCAUAUCGUACAGCUGAAUGUGAGACUUUUUCUCAAGGACUAAAAAUGUAACGCACACAAACACCAAUUAGCCAAAACAUUAAAACCAUCUGCUUAAUAUUGUGUAGGUCCCCCUCGUGCCAUCAAAACGGUUUGACCCUUUGAGGCAUGAACUCCACAAUACUUCUGAAGAUGUCCUCUAGUAUCUGGCACCAAGACAUUAGCACAGCAGAUCCUUUGAACCCUGUAAGUUGCGAAGUCGGGCCUCCACGGAUUGGACUUGUUUUUUCUGCACAUCCCACAGAUGCUCGAUCAGCUUGAGAUCUGGGAAACUUAGAGGCCAAGGCAACACCUUGAACUCUUUGUCAUGUUCUUAAAUGAUUCCUGAACAAUUUUUACAGUAUGGCAGGGCGCGUUAUCCUGCUGAAAGAGGCCACUUCCAUCAGGGAAUACUGUUGCAAUUAAGGGGUGUACUUGGUCUGCAUUGAUGUUUAGGUAGGUGGCACGUGUCCAAGUAACAUCCUCAUGAACUUAGUAGGAACUGAUUUCCUACAUUAAAUGCACUUACUGUAAGUCACUUUGGAUAAAAGCGUCAGCUAAAUGACUGUAAUGUAAUGAAUGCCAAGACCCAAGGUUUCCCAGCAGAGCAUUGCCCAGAGCAUCACUGCCUCCGCCAGUUUGCCUUCUUCCCAUAGUGCAUCCUGGUGCCAUCUCCGCACACACAGCCGGAUUCAGACAUCCGAACACGCACACGACCGUCCACAUGAUGUAAAAUAUAACAUCGUUCAUCAGACCAGGCCACGUUCUUCCAUUGCCCCAUGAUCCAGUUCUGAUACUCACAUGCCCAUUGUAGGCACUUUCAACAGUGGACAGGAGUCAGCAUGGGCACUUUGACCAGUCUGCCGGUUACGCAGCUCCACACACGGCAAGCUGUGAUGCACUGUAUGUGUUCUGACUCUUGUCUAUCAUAGCCAGCAUUAACUUUUCAGCAGUUUGAGCUACAAGUAGCUCUUCUGUGGGAUUGGACCAGACUGACUAGCCUUCGCUCCCCACGUACAUCAAUGAACAUUGGAUGCCCAUGACGCUGGUUGUCCUUCCUUGGACUACUUUUAGUAGGUAAUGACCACUGCAUACUGGGAACACCCCACAAGAUCUGCUGUUUUGGAGAUGCUCUGACCCAGCUGUCUAGCCAUCACAAUUUGGCCUUUGUCAGAGUCGCUCAGAUCCUUACGCUUGCUUGUUUUUCCUGCUUCCAACACAUCAACUUCAAAAACGGAUUGUUCACUUGCUACCUACUAAUAAUAAAUUAAACUUAUAUAGCACUUUCUAACACUCAAAGUCACUUUACAAUAAACGGUGGUGAAACAAGACAACAGAUAAACAUAACACAAACAUACAGGGGUGGAUGGGAAGGGGGGACUGUGAGGGAGAAGCGGCAGCCACACACGAUUCCAGCAGUACUCUCCCACUUAAACACAUACAAAAGGGCACGAAAAAAAAAACAACAGCACCGUGGAUGUUGGAUUUUCUGUAGGGGUUUACUCCCGUAGCCUCCCGAGGUAUCCACUAGGCAGUGGCACUAUUUAACCCAUAGCUGGGGGCUGGUUCGUAGGCACCAGGGAAUAUCCACACACCGGUGGACCUGUGUACCGCACGUCUAGGGGCCAGACCUCCACCAAGUCCCUUGUAGUUAAGCCAGGGUCCAAGGUGUACCCAGUUAAAGUGUGUCGCAGCGAGGAGGCACUACACAGGGCUUGCUGUUGGAGAGGCUAUGUACUGGCAGGGAGAGACUUGCGUGCUCGGCUCUCCUGUUCGCAUUUCUGGUAGCCAGCGGUGAAGGUUGAGAGUGAGACAUGACAGGCACAGAGCACUACACCAACACACUAGACGCUUCACAACAACCCCACUUCUUACACAAGAAUAUCAGACACUAAUAUAUCCCACCCCUUGACAGUUGCCAUUGUAACAAGAUAAUCAGUGUUAUUCACUUACCUGUCAGUGGUUUUAAUAUUUUGGCUGAUCGGUGUACAAAACUAAGCACAAGCUUUACUUCUCAUCACCUCUGCCUCUUCAAAAUGGACCCCAGCAGGAUGCAUAAUCUCAGGUUUAACUUGUUCUAAAGUUUGUCCCUCAAAUACCUUGCCUUCUAAAACCAAAACUCGCACAGAGCAAAUGUGAAGAUUGUUCAGUUGCCACACCUAUUGAAGGUCACUUCCUAGGAAGCAUUUGUUGUUUUUGUUUUUUUUGCCCAUGGUUUUCCCAAAGCACCGCACAAAGGUUUUAAAAACCACAGUCCAACAAGAAUGAAAAUUUGAUUUGGAAAUUAGUAUGCAAGUGUUCUGAAUCGAUCAAUAUUCACUAUGGUGACACUACCUUUACAAUUCAAAGUAAGAUGGACUGUGGUCAUAUGUUAUGGCUUUUGGGGCAUAAACCCCUAGAAGACAGGUGAAAGGGUCAAUGGGUCAUCAUCAUUAAUAUUAUUAUUAAUUAUUGUUAAGAUAGAUAUUUAUGUUAAGCAAUGAUGGUCACAUACCUGAAAUGUGUUAUUUGUUCCUGGACCUCCCAUAUAUAAUUUUUCUUGCCCCAACAUUUUUAUUCUUUUGUAUGUUUUAUAUUUAUUUCUGUGAUUGAAUAACACAAAGCCAGAUUUUAGCCACAGGUCUGAGUGCAUUCAGAUAUGUCUGUACUCAGAUAUUUCAGUCAUCAUUCCAUAAGAGUCUCUGUCCUCUUACUGUGUAUAUUGGUCUGGAGAAGGGGUGUGUGUUCAUGCUGAUGUUAAGAAAAAAACCAACUGUGUACGUACAUGCAUUGGAGAGAAUUGUCUUAUCGUGGUAACACUCUGAAUGUGAUGAGGGUUGAAAAAAUAAAGUGCUUUUUUUUUUUACUUGGUGUGCUCCCUGAAUGUCUGAUAAAGAAUAUCCUCCACUGGCUGUGCAGAUCUGAAUAGUUUCAUUGGUGGCAAAGAGGUUGUGGAUGAUGAAGAGGAUAUACAUUAAAAAUAAGGAGCAACUGAUGUUCUAUUGAAGCAGUCAAUAGCUUUAUACUCUUGCUGCAUCUAGUUAGCUACACAUGCUAGCUACAUGCUAGCUAACUGUGUAAGCCUUCAUCUCCCAUAUUAUACCAUGCUAGCUAACUGUGUAACCCUUCAUCUCCCAUAUUAUACCUGUGAAUAAUCACACAGCAGUAACAAUACUACAGGAGACCAUCAUAUGCUGUACCCACAGAUGUUGCAGUGGUGUUUUAUGUGUAAUGUUUCUCUUGAGUACUACAUUUUUAUACAAUCCAUUGAAUUCAGAUGUCACUAUUUUCACUUAGCAAAAGGCACUUGCCCAGUCGUUGAACACAAAACAUACACAGGACAUGUACAUUAUCAGGCAACAGAUUCUUUUGAUCAAUUUAAUUAGAUAUUAAACUUCAUGAAACCAAUAUGAAGGUUUGUCAUUUUUGUUUUCUGUAAAAUAGUGGCCUAAUUGACAAAUUACUCAACCUUUUAACAAGACUGACAUGUAUUUGAUACCAUGUUAUUUUAACAAUCAGAGUUGAUAUGAACCAAACGGCAAGGUAACAUUCAUACAUAGAUUGUGCAAAUCUGAAAUUAGAAAGUGAACCAGUGCAAAACAUCAGACAGCCAUAAAACAUCUUUAAAUUAAAUCCACUCACUGAACAUACUUUUUGUAUUGUACCUCAGAUAUUGCUAAAGAUAAAAGAUUACAGCUUUUGAUGAGAUACAGCAUCACUGUAGAUCUUUUAUAGUCUGUUAUUUAUCUUAACAGUGAACUGUCCUAAUAUUUACACUACAUUACACAGCUUGUCCCACACAAAAUAAAGUUGACUUUGCAGUCCUGUUUGGAUCACAUUUUGUCUAAAGCAUCCGUGUCUGUAACAGGGGAAUCCUUACCAUUAGAAGGGAGAAAAACAAGGCAAUGAAUGUCACAAAAUAAAGAGAUGAAUGCAAUCAGG